GUGCAGAUGAUAUGCUGAAAAUGCAUGUCACUAAAGUUUUAACAGCUAGCAAGUGUACUACUUUAAUAGAACACCAAUUUACUUCUAGUGGAAUUGAUUUUAGUUUUGGGACAAAAUUUAAGGACUGUGAAUUGAGCAAACUUGCUGCUGAUCUAAUCUUAAAAACACUGGAUCUGAUGAGUAAGCUUAAGCAGCUGGUUCCUAACAUGGAAGUCAGUUUUUACAAAGUUCUUCAGGACCAACGCUUGGUUACCCCUUUGGCUUUGGCUUUAACAUCAGACCACAGGGCACAAGUUCAAGCAGGGCUUAGAAUAUUAUUUGAAGCAGCCCCGUUGCCAGAUUUUCCUGCCAUAGUGCUUGGUGAGAGUAUUGCAGCCAAUAAUGCUUACAGACAACAGGAAUCUGAGCAUGUCUCUAAAAGAAGUCACCUGCAAGCAUCCAUGACUUAUGUAAAUUCAGUAAAAUCCUCUAAUGUUUGCCAUCCCAAUGAUGGUGAUGCUGCAACUUUCAAAAUUCAGGACCUGAUUCACAAACUCCAAUCUGGCUUGGAGAUGAAGGAAUCAGUCACAGACAUCAGGGUAUCUGAAAUAAUGGAAGUAUAUGAACAGAAAUUGUCUGCAUUGGCAUCUAAGGAAACAAGGUUGCAGGACCUUUUGGAAGCAAAGGCAUUAGCUCUUUCUCAAGCUGAUAGACUUAUUGCCCAGUAUCGUUGCCAGAGAGCUCAAGCUGAAUCUGAGGCUAGGACGCUUGCCUCAAUACUGAAGGAUACAGAAAGGAAAAAUGAAGAUCUGGAAUCUCUAUUGAAAGCACAGCAGACAGAAUCUGAACGGGCACAAAAUGAUAUUGAACAAUUAUUUCAGCAUAAUCGGAAACUGCAAACAAUAGCAGAAGAAUAUGAGAUACUGAAAAGAUCUUCCAUUGAGCUGCUUCAAAAGCACGAAACUAUUGAAAAGCAAUAUAACAAUCUGCAAGGAAUGUGUAAUUCACUGAAUAAACAACUUGAGACCCUUAAAAGACUGAAUGAAUCGCUGAAGCAACAGAAUGAAAAAACUGUUGCUCAGCUUCUUGAA
Messenger RNA from Protobothrops mucrosquamatus (brown spotted pit viper), 1070 nucleotides. RefSeq names its product protein CIP2A homolog. The annotation marks the transcript as partial. The record is from RefSeq and is a predicted model, not a curated record. The transcript is spliced from 9 exons. Lineage: Eukaryota; Metazoa; Chordata; Lepidosauria; Squamata; Viperidae.